Molecule: messenger RNA, 692 nt
Organism: Gamsiella multidivaricata
Lineage: Eukaryota; Fungi; Mortierellomycota; Mortierellomycetes; Mortierellales; Mortierellaceae
Exons: 1
Coding region: 62-565 (167 amino acids)
Source: RefSeq, a predicted model, not a curated record
CUUUCCUUUUCAUUCAACAGAGCGUCUAAUUGCCGCACAGGGAAGAAAGAAUCAGCCCAGCAUGCCCAACCGCCUAUUUGCAGAUAUUCCAGGACCAGCGCCAGGAGGAUUCACACCCACAGGAGCCAAUGCAGCACCCGUUUCUCGUCCCCCACCUCCCUUUUCACAACCUCCCGCACAGGCCCCGGGUAUGCCCCGGCCACCAGCACCUUACGGUCAGCAAUUACCCCCACCCCCUCGCUUCGGUGGAUAUCCUAGUCACAUGCAACAGCAGCAACCGCAGUAUCAUGGAAGUAAUGCCAUUCCGUUAGGUCAGCUCUCAAGACCGCCACCCUUCGGAGCAAUGCCUCCACCAGGCGCAAUGGCACCGCCUCCACCAGGGAUGUAUGCACCCAAUCCUAACCAGCCUCCGAUGAUGCAGGGUGGCCCACUACCGCCACCAGGAUAUGCGCCUAUGCAGCAGCCAGGGUACCCAGGAGGAGCACCACCCAUGCGACCACCAGGAAAUUAUGCGCCCUAUGGAGCACCUCCGCCACCAGGCUAUCAGGGAUAUCCAGGACAGUAGUAGGACAUAUAAAAUAAGCCGAGGACGGAUCGUGGCCCGCUGAAGAGUCUUGAGAACAAUAAAGCAUAAUACAGCAAUAAUAUUUGCAUUGUACCUUGAUGGGGCGUUUUCGUUGGGUACAUAAUAU